Molecule: messenger RNA, 579 nt
Organism: Microthlaspi erraticum
Lineage: Eukaryota; Viridiplantae; Streptophyta; Magnoliopsida; Brassicales; Brassicaceae
Source: the annotation of a GenBank genome assembly
AUGAUGGGUGACGACGUCAGCUUACAUUUCAAAUGCAAAGGUAUCUUGUACAGUUUAUUGGUGAAGACAUCAACGAACGAGAUAACACUAUUGAUGGUAAAAGCUUUGAUAUGCAAGAAGUUUGGGUGGGAUGAAAAAAUGGUGGAAUUGAAAUUGAGAUACAUUCCCCUGAUUGUGAGAUGCGACGAAUACACGACCGUAGCUUCUGAUGACGAUCUCAGGUGCUAUCUAAGUUCAGUUGAUCCCCAAGGCUGUAGAUGUAUGUUGCAUGUAGAGGUCACGGCUUCCUCAACACAGCCCACAGCGCAAGUAUCUAGAGCAGAGAAGGAAAGUUCUGUUGGUGUGAACUAUAAUGAUGAUGAAAUUGGAGGUAAUGCCGUGGCUCUAUAUGUAGGCAACAACGUCGAAGCAGAACAAGAAGAGGAGGCAGAACAAGAAGAGGAGGAGAAUGCAAGCAUGAAGAGGAGGAGAAUGCAGAGCAUGAAGAGGAAGGAGAAAAAGAAGCUCAGGAGAUGGAUGAGGAUGAUGUUACAGGCGAAUAUAGGCACAACGAAUAUGAUGAACCACCUGUUGUACUAG